Scylla paramamosain (green mud crab) is the source of this 1931-nucleotide messenger RNA. RefSeq names its product Krueppel-like factor 1. Gene Ontology annotation, molecular function: RNA polymerase II cis-regulatory region sequence-specific DNA binding; DNA-binding transcription factor activity, RNA polymerase II-specific. Gene Ontology annotation, biological process: regulation of transcription by RNA polymerase II. The record is from RefSeq and is a predicted model, not a curated record. NCBI's taxonomy places the organism in Eukaryota, Metazoa, Arthropoda, Malacostraca, Decapoda, Portunidae. Bases 1 to 1143 code for a protein of 380 amino acids. The transcript has 3 exons.
AUGAGCCCUUGCUGGAACGUGAUUGGCCAGUUCCUCCCGGAGCUAAGCGCUGAUUGGCUGGGCUCUGUCACGGCUGAGAGAGUAAGAAAGGCCAACAACAACAACAACAACAACAACAACAACAACAACAACAACAACAACAACAAUAAUAAUAAUAAUAAUAAUAAUAAUAAUAAUAAUAAUAAUAAUAAUAAUAAUAAUAAUAAUAAUAAACAAAGGAAAUUUAAAUGCGUCUUAAGAAAUGAACUACCACCACCAUCACCACCACCAUCAUCAUCAUCAGCAACAGCAGCCAAAUGUGUGGCGCGGCGGUGGGUCACCGUGGGUCGCCGCCCCCUCCUUCCCUGGCGGCCCCUGCCCUCCCUGGCCCCAAGACACGCCCCACGCCUUCCCCGCGCAGUAUUUCCCUCCGGAGCAGGACGCAGGGGUGCGCGCCCCCCUCGCGGCGCCAGGCCUGGCGUGCCGCGCCAAGCUGGAGGCCUGGCCGCCGCCCGCUCCGCCGCCGCCCGCACCGCCGCCGCCGCCUCCGCCACCACCAGCGCCGCCGCACGCCGCGCCCCAGCAGGCCAUCGGGUGGGCAGGAGGCGCCGGGCCUUCGUGCUGGGGCGCGGGCGCGGCGCCGGGGCACCAGCAGGGGCAGUGGGGGGCGGCGUGCCACGCGGGGGAGGCGCCCCCUGCCACAGACCAACACUACAAUAUCUACGCCACGUCAGUGUACAUCCAGGGCGCGCCGGCCCCCGCGCCCCCUGCCCCGGACCCUCUCAGGCCCCCGCGCACUCUCCGCCUCAGCCGCCGCCGCCGCCUGCCGCCGCCACCGCCGCUGCGGCACCCGCCGUGAAGGCGCGGCGGCGGCGGCGGUGGAGUCGGCGGCGCGCGGUGGCGCACGCGUGCCCCGCGGCGGGCUGCGCCAAGACGUACGCCAAGUCUUCGCACCUGAAGGCGCACCUGCGCACACACACGGGGGAGAAGCCGUACACGUGUGACUGGCGCGGGUGUGGGUGGCGGUUCGCGCGCUCCGACGAGCUGACGAGACACUACCGCAAGCACACUGGCGACAGGCCCUUCCAGUGCAGGCUGUGCGACCGUGCCUUCUCCCGCUCCGACCACCUCAGCCUGCACAUGAAGCGUCACCUGGCCCUGUAGCACCCUGCCCCGCCCUGCCCCGCCCUGCACCACCCUGCCCCGCCCUGCACCACCCUGCAGCAGGCCCACCCUUCCAGUGCAGGCUGUGCGACCGUGCCUUCUCCCGCUCCGACCACCUCAGCCUGCACAUGAAGCGUCACCUGGCCCUGUAGCACCCUGCCCCGCCCUGCCCCGCCCUGCCCCGCCCUGCACCGCCCUGCACCACCCUGCAGCAGGCCCACCCUUCCAGUGCAGGCCGCCGCCACCACCACCACCACCACCAGCACAGCGGGUAUAGAGGCAGCCUACAGCAGUGAAGUGCCCUCAGUGUCCACCGGUUACAGCGCCACACGCAGCAGCCCGCCAGGCCCUACACACACACACACACACACACACACACACACACACACACACACACACACACACACACACACAGAGUCGUGUCUUGGUGCUUGUACUGACAGAUUAACAACAUUUCUACAUCAUUAGCAGGACAGGCGCCCUUGAGAACCUCCCUCGGCUACUGUGGCAUCUGGUAACACUGCUGGUGGGGAGCAGGGCCUUGUGUGACCCUGCAAACCUUCCGUGUGACCUUUCUAGGGGAACUAACGUAUCACAUGACCUCUUACUGACCCAGAAUGACAGACAGACAGAUAGACAGAAAGACAGACAGACAGACAGACAGACAGAUAGACAGACAGACAGACAGACAGACAGACAGACAGACAGACAGACAGACAGACAGACAGACGGAUGUAUACCAGUCCUGAUGAUGAUGAUGAUGAUGAGUUUAAAUGAAUGAAUAAAUG